AUGGUGGUCUUCAACCAAUGGCGGCGGUGGCUUCGCUGCUCACGAUUGGGCACAGCGGCGGCGCAACCAACCCAGAAUAGAAAUGAAGAUGAAGAAGAAAAACACGGCAAGGAGGUGGCACCGGUGGUCUUCGACGGCUCUCCCUCGGCUGCCCACAACGUCACCAGCAGCGGCUGUGACGUUUGGAGGGUGAAGCAGCGACGGCAGUCGGCUGGAGGUUGGAACAUCGGAGAAACUCGGCGGAGGCUGCGGAGAACCGAAGUUAACGGGUGGUGCGGCGGCUGGAAGAGGGAACGGGAGGUAUAA
Molecule: messenger RNA, 306 nt
Organism: Lactuca virosa
Lineage: Eukaryota; Viridiplantae; Streptophyta; Magnoliopsida; Asterales; Asteraceae
Source: the annotation of a GenBank genome assembly